Molecule: messenger RNA, 11577 nt
Organism: Doryrhamphus excisus (bluestripe pipefish)
Lineage: Eukaryota; Metazoa; Chordata; Actinopteri; Syngnathiformes; Syngnathidae
Source: RefSeq, a predicted model, not a curated record
GGAAGGGAGGAAGGAAGGAAGGAAAGAAGGAAGGAUGGAAGGCAGUGGACGUGGAUGCUCUGUUGGUUGGUUGCUGGAUCCACAUCUCUCCACACUAGAACCAUAGGAGAGCUUCAUUAGCGCUCAGCCUUUUAGGCGUCCCAGCUGCUGCUGCAUCCUGCAUCCUGCAUCCUGCAUCCUACAUCCUACAUCCUUUGCUUAUUACCGGAGCCGAUGAAUUUAAAAGCGUCGUUUGAGAGCCAGCUUGCGUCGGUCGCCCUGCCAAGCUGUGGAGCAGCGAUACCGAGCGGCUAAAGUCUGCUGUGUGAACCCACACACGUACACAAAAGAGGCAAACUAUGCCAGCAGCAACAGAGUCACGCCCCCUGGAGACUUGCCAGCUCAUUGGUCAGACCACUGUGCCCCCCACUAGCACCCCUCUCCACACUGGCAGAUCCAUGCUGCUGGGUGCUCCUCACAGAGCCACACCCGCACCAUGAGCGCCAACGGGCCCACCCCAGACCCAGCCCCGACAGCCCCAGAAGCCCCUCCGGCCUCGACACCUGCCCCUGCUCCGGCACCGGCACCUGCACCGGCACCUGCAGCACCACCUGCCCCGCCUGCCCCGCCUGCCGCGCCUGCCCCUUCAUCCUCGACCAUCCCAGUGGGAGCGUUGGCACAGAAGAAGCGGCAGCAGUAUGCCAAAAGCAAGAAGCAGGGCAGUAACGCCAACAGCAGGCCGCCGAGGGCUCUGUUCUGCCUCAACCUCAACAACCCCAUACGUAGGGCCUGCAUCAGCCUGGUGGAGUGGAAGCCAUUUGAUAUCUUUAUACUCAUCGCUAUUUUUGCCAACUGUAUGGCCUUAGCUGUCUACGUCCCUUUCCCCGAAGACGAUUCCAACUCCACCAACCACGACCUGGAGACAGUGGAGUAUGCCUUCCUCAUCAUUUUCACAAUCGAGACCUUUCUGAAGAUUAUCGCUUACGGUUUGGUGAUGCAUCAGAAUGCCUACGUGAGAAACGGAUGGAACAUGCUGGAUUUCGUCAUCGUGGUCAUCGGACUCUUCAGUGUGGUCUUGGAGAUCCUGACCAAAGAUGAGAAGUUAGAAGGUGAAGGAGAGGAGAACCACCCGUCCAUGCACGGUCACGGUGGGAAGCCCGGCGGAUUUGACGUGAAAGCCCUUCGAGCCUUCCGUGUGCUGCGACCCCUGCGGCUGGUCUCAGGAGUACCCAGUUUACAAGUGGUGUUGAACUCCAUCAUUAAAGCCAUGGUCCCUCUCCUUCAUAUCGCCCUCCUGGUCUUGUUUGUCAUCAUCAUCUAUGCUAUUAUCGGCCUGGAGCUUUUCAUCGGGAAAAUGCACGCCACCUGCUAUCUUCCUGGCUCAGAAAUGCUAGCAGAGGAGGAUCCCGCUCCAUGUGCGAUCUCAGGGCACGGGCGGCAAUGCCCCAUCAACGGCACCGAGUGCAGAGAAGGCUGGCAAGGCCCCAACGGCGGCAUCACCAACUUUGACAACUUCCUGUUUGCCAUGCUGACGGUGUUCCAGUGCAUCACCAUGGAAGGCUGGACGGACGUGCUGUACUGGAUGAACGAUGCUAUGGGCUUUGAGCUUCCAUGGGUGUACUUUGUCAGUCUUGUGAUCUUCGGCUCCUUUUUUGUUCUUAACCUGGUUUUGGGUGUGUUGAGCGGAGAGUUCUCCAAGGAGAGAGAGAAGGCCAAAGCUCGUGGAGACUUCCAGAAGCUGCGUGAGAAGCAGCAGCUUGAGGAGGACCUGAAGGGGUACCUGGACUGGAUCACUCAGGCUGAAGACAUCGACCCUGACAACGAGGACGAGGCGGACGAGGAGUGUAAACGCAACCGAGUGACUCUGGCUGACCUAACUGAGAAGAAGAGAGGAAGGUUUGGGUGGUUCAGCCAGUCGUCCGACACUCAUGCGAGCGCUCCAGCCAGCGAAACAGAGUCUGUCAACACCGAGAACCAAAACGGGGAGGAUGAGAAGACGCCAUGCUGCGGACCACUGUGUCGGCGCUGGCGCCGCUGGAACAGGUUCUGCCGCAGGAAGUGCCGGUUGGCUGUCAAAUCGGUGCCUUUCUACUGGCUGGUCAUCAUCUUGGUUUUCCUCAACACGCUCACCAUAUCGUCAGAGCACUAUAACCAACCCUUGUGGCUGACGCAAGUGCAGGAUGUGGCCAACAAGGUGCUGUUAGCGCUGUUCACGUGCGAGAUGUUGGUGAAGAUGUACAGCCUGGGCCUGCAGGCCUACUUUGUGUCGCUCUUCAACCGCUUUGACUGCUUUGUGGUGUGUGGAGGAAUCACAGAGACCAUCCUGGUGGAGCUGGAGAUCAUGUCGCCCCUCGGCAUCUCCGUGUUCCGCUGCGUUCGCCUGCUGAGAAUUUUCAAGGUCACACGUCACUGGCAAUCGCUCAGCAACCUGGUGGCUUCCCUCCUCAACUCCAUGAAGUCCAUCGCUUCCCUUCUGCUGCUGCUCUUCCUCUUCAUCAUCAUCUUCUCCCUGCUGGGCAUGCAGGUCUUUGGCGGAAAGUUCAACUUUGACGAGACCCAAACCAAGAGGAGCACCUUUGACAACUUCCCCCAAGCCCUGCUCACCGUCUUUCAGAUCUUGACCGGAGAAGACUGGAACGCUGUGAUGUACGACGGGAUCAUGGCGUACGGAGGGCCUUCAUCUUCGGGGAUGAUCGUGUGCUUUUACUUCAUCAUCCUCUUCAUCUGCGGAAACUAUAUCCUCCUGAAUGUCUUCUUGGCUAUCGCUGUGGACAACUUGGCAGAUGCGGAGUCCCUCAACACGGAUGAAGGAGACAAGAAAGGGGACAAGAAGGAUGAGAAAGAUGAGAAGGUAUGUUCUUGUCAUUCCAACAUGGUUUGGGAAUUCCAAGUUAAAGCACAAGUUGAAGCAGUUUCCACAUCCAUCCAGGACGAAGAGGAGGACAACGACAACACUGCAGAAGAAGAAGAAGAACCGGAAGUGCCAUCAGGACCUCGGCCGGCCAUCUCCGACUUGGUAAAGAAGGAGAAGAUCACGCCGAUCCCAGAGGGAAGUGCCUUCUUCAUCUUCAGCAACACCAACCCGGUUCGCGUCUUUUGCCACAAGCUCAUCAAUCACCACAUCUUCACCAACCUCAUCCUGGUCUUCAUCAUGCUCAGCUCCGUCUCACUAGCUGCAGAGGAUCCCAUCCGGAACUUCUCCGCUCGCAAUAUUAUACUUGGUUACUUUGACUAUGCUUUCACGGCUAUCUUUACUGUUGAGAUCGUUUUGAAGGUCCUAGGCUAUGCAGAUUUUGUCUUCACUAGUAUGUUUACAUUUGAGAUCGUAUUGAAGAUGACAACAUACGGAGCUUUUCUCCAUAAAGGAGCUUUCUGCAGGAAUUACUUCAACCUCCUGGACUUGUUAGUCGUGGGGGUGUCUUUAGUCUCCUUUGGCAUACAGUCAUCUGCCAUCUCAGUGGUGAAGAUUCUCAGGGUCCUCCGUGUCCUGAGACCCUUGAGAGCCAUCAACCGAGCCAAGGGCCUGAAGCACGUGGUGCAGUGUGUCUUUGUGGCCAUCAGAACCAUCGGCAACAUCAUGAUCGUCACCACUUUGCUCCAGUUCAUGUUUGCUUGCAUCGGGGUGCAGCUCUUCAAGGGAAAGUUCUACCGCUGCACCGAUGAAGCCAAGUCCAGCCCGGAGGAGUGCAAAGGCACCUACAUCCUCUACAAGGAUGGCGAUGUCAACCAGCCCGCCAUCCACAAACGAGUGUGGCACAACAGCGACUUCAACUUUGACAAUGUGCUCAUGGCCAUGAUGGCUCUCUUCACCGUGUCCACCUUUGAAGGCUGGCCUGCGUUGCUUUACAAGGCCAUCGACUCCAACAGGGAGAACCUGGGGCCCAUUUACAACUACCGCGUGGAGAUCUCCAUCUUCUUCAUCAUCUACAUCAUCAUCAUCGCCUUCUUCAUGAUGAACAUCUUUGUCGGUUUCGUCAUCGUCACGUUUCAAGAGCAAGGAGAGAAAGAGUACAAAAACUGUGAACUUGACAAGAACCAGCGUCAAUGUGUGGAGUACGCCCUGAAGGCUCGUCCUCUGAGGAGGUACAUCCCCAAGAACCCGUACCAGUACAAGUUCUGGUACGUGGUGAACUCCACUGGGUUUGAGUACAUCAUGUUUGUGCUCAUCAUGCUCAACACGCUCUGCCUGGCGGUGCAGCACUACGGCCAGUCGGCGCUCUUUAACUACGUCAUGGACAUCCUCAACAUGGUCUUCACGGCUGUUUUCACUGUGGAAAUGGUUCUCAAGCUCAUUGCUUUUAAACCCAGGCACUAUUUUGCUGAUGCUUGGAACACUUUUGAUGCCUUAAUUGUCGUCGGUAGCGUCGUCGACAUUGCUAUCACUGAAGUGAACCCAACAGAGACUCCUCAGGUGGAUGAACAGGGGAACACGGAGGACAGCGCCCGCAUCUCCAUCACCUUCUUCCGUCUCUUCCGGGUCAUGCGGCUUGUCAAGCUGCUCAGCAGAGGCGAGGGUAUCCGUACUCUCCUUUGGACCUUCAUCAAAUCUUUCCAGGCUCUGCCGUAUGUGGCUCUUCUGAUCGCCAUGUUGUUCUUCAUCUAUGCUGUCAUUGGGAUGCAGGUCUUUGGGAAGAUCGCGAUGGUGGAUGGCACGCACAUUAACAGAAACAACAACUUCCAGACCUUCCCUCAGGCUGUGCUCCUCCUCUUCAGGUGUGCUACUGGGGAGGCGUGGCAGGAGAUCAUGCUGGCUUGCAUGCCGGGGAAACUAUGUGACCCCGAGUCAGACUACAACCCCGGCGAGGAGAUGACGUGCGGCAGUGGAUUUGCAAUCAUUUACUUCAUCACCUUCUAUAUGCUCUGCGCCUUCCUGAUUAUCAAUUUAUUUGUGGCCGUCAUCAUGGACAACUUUGACUACCUGACGAGGGAUUGGUCCAUUCUUGGUCCACACCAUCUGGAUGAAUUCAAGAGAAUUUGGUCGGAGUACGACCCAGAAGCCAAGGGAAGAAUUAAGCAUCUUGACGUGGUGACACUUCUCCGGAGAAUCCAGCCGCCUCUUGGCUUUGGAAAACUGUGUCCUCACAGAGUGGCGUGCAAGAGGCUGGUGGCUAUGAACAUGCCUCUGAACAGCGACGGCACCGUCAUGUUUAACGCUACUCUCUUUGCGUUGGUGAGAACGGCCUUGAAGAUAAAAACAGAAGGUGAAAAUCCAGCGAGAAGAAGGGAAAAGUCACCUCCGCUUGAAACCAGUGAUCUUAUCUGCUCAUUUCUUCAUGUUGCAGGUAAUCUGGAACAAGCCAACGAGGAGCUUCGAGCCGUCAUCAAGAAAAUCUGGAAGCGAACCAGUAUGAAGCUGCUGGAUCAAGUGGUGCCGCCUGCUGGCGAUGAUGAGGUAACCGUGGGGAAGUUCUAUGCCACCUUCCUGAUACAGGACUACUUUAGGAAAUUCAAGAAACGUAAAGAGGACGGCCUGGUGGGUGCGCACCCCUCCCAGAACAGCACGGCCAUCGCACUACAGGCUGGCCUCCGCACGCUCCAUGAUAUUGGGCCUGAAAUACGCCGAGCGAUAUCAUGUGACCUGCAGGAUGAUGAACUAGUAGACUUUAUACCAGAGGAAGACGAGGAAAUUUAUAGGCGUAACGGCGGACUCUUUGGCAACCACCUCAUGAACGGAGGUCAUCGGCAGUCCAACAGCCACCAGACCAACGCCACGCAGCGUCCCCUGCAAGUGCAGCCGCCCCCUCACUACGCUCACAUGGAGCAACCGGUGGGUCGGCUGUCCCGAGCCAACGCCAUGUCCCACGGCAACCACCGUCAUCACCGCCAUCACCACCACCACCAUCACCGCCACCACAAUAACUCCUACGGCAAGUCUCUCAAAUCUACCAACAUCAACCUCAACAACGCCAACAAGUCCAGUUUGCCCAACGGGGGGCAUCAUCGCUACUACCAACAUGCGCCACCCAAUGGCUACCCGGGUCAUCGGGGUUCCUACUAUGACUAUGAAAAGCCCCGCACUCCACAAGCUCAAAGAAGGCGCUACUAUGAGACCUAUGUUAGGUCCAACGGAGGGGAUAGACGCCAUCCCACCAUUUGCAGAGAGGAGGAAUUUGAUGAUGACCGCCUGUCUGGCGAGUAUUACAGCGGGGAGGAGUUUUAUGAAGAUGACAGUAUGCUAUCCGUGGACAGGUACCAGAACAGUGACACAGAGUAUGAGACUCCCAAAGGCUAUCAUCACCCUGACAGUUGCUAUGAUGAUGAUGAGCAGCCUCUCUACCGCGACUCCAGGAGGUCACCAAAAAGACGCUUGCUUCCUGCUACACCACAAGGUGUGCCAGGUCACAGGAGGCCAUCUUUCAAUUUUGAGUGUCUGCGCAGACAGAGUAGCCAGGAUGAGCUUCCACAUCAGCGCACUGCCCUUCCACUGCACCUGAUGCAGCACCAGGUCAUGGCCGUAGCGGGCCUGGACUCCAGCAGAGCCCACCGCCUCUCCCCGACACGCUCCACCCGUUCCUGGGCCACACCCCCCGCUACCCCGGCCAGUAAAGACCAGUCUCCGUAUUACACCCCUCUCAUCCGCGUGGACCGCGCUCAAAGGGAGAGCAUCGCCAGCAGCCAUGUGUCGGUGCGUAAGAGCUCCUGGUACACGGACGACCCCGACUUCUCGCAGAGGACGUACUCGCCCAUUCACCUGCAAGUGCCGCCUGACUACCACAACCACUACCAGAAGAGAGGCAGCGCCACUAGCCUUGUGGAAGCGGUUUUGAUAUCCGAAGGCCUCGGGAGGUAUGCCAAGGAUCCCAAGUUUGUUGCCGCCACCAAGCACGAGAUAGCAGACGCCUGCGAGAUGACCAUCGACGAGAUGGAGAGUGCGGCCAGCCACCUGCUGAAUGGCGGCAUGGCGCCGGUUAUCAACGGGGUCAACGUGUUUCCUCUGCUGCCUCCGGGGGACUACGAGCCGCAGGACCCGGCAGCCAGCUACAGCGACGAGGAGCCGGAGGCGGAACCCAGGGCUCCCUAUGAGGAGGACCUGGCAGAUGAGAUGAUUUGCAUCACAACUUUAUAGCAGGAGUCGAUCCAAUCAGUGGAAAUACAAGACAUGUUGCAUUCUUAGGCUCUGACCAAAAGAAGUGCCUUCAACACUGAGGAGACACGCCUGUCGUGUGAUUUUUGCAAAGAAAAGUUCUCUUCCUGCCAGCAAAGGACGUCACAGCCCUGCGGAGCACCGAGGGAGCCGACCUGACCUUCCUGUCAAAGGGCUUGGGCCUGGGGGUCCGGGCAGAGAGCAGCAAGCGUGGAGGACGCUCUUGAGGGCUGCUCGGUUAAGGUGAUGACAAUCAGAUGUACGAUGUCAUUACCUCAGUCACUUUAUUAAGGUUUGGCAUAUCAUGCAAGUUUUCAAUGCAAAACAUACAAAGGCAACCCCCCCACCCUGCCCCCACCCCACCUCUAGUCUCUCUCGUCCUUUAACUCAAUGGAUCCCCUCGUCUGUGGUUCGUGCUCCCAACACAAUAUGCAGGAACUAACAUCCAACUUUUGAGUGAUAAAUGCACUAGCAGGCACACUUAAGAAGAUUUCAUAGUUGUAAACUGUAGGAUAUGAUGCCACACUCUUUGUAAAGAGAUAUUCUAUAUUUGGUAAUUAUGAUCAGCAAUAUGGACCAUACUGAUGUGCUCCAAAAGCACUGCUUAGCUCCCCUUUCAUCUGUGCUCAUGUUCGGCCCUUUUUUCCACGCCUAAAGGAUCACAUGGAAUCGAUCGUGAUUUCAGUGCAUUUUUGCUGGAGGUUUUGCAUGUGCACGAUGUCGUGCACUGGGACCUCCAAAGUCUUUUUACCACCUCGGUUGACUUGCAAGUCAUUUUCAUGCAAGAAAUGAGGUCAAGGGAAUUGAUUUGCUAAUUGCAGCCAUUUUGAAACCUUUGCAAAGUGCCACACAAGUUAAAAGUAAAUGAAAGUAAAGCUACUCUUUUUACAAUGUCUGACACAGACUAAUACUGACACCUAGUGGCGUCUUAUAGGUACUGCUAGAAUUAUAACGUGAAAAGUUGUUAAUUUGGUGAAAUUCAAAUUUGAUUAAGUGUAUAAUAACAGGAAGACAAAAUAAAUACUAUUGGCCAGAGAACAGGGAGGGAGGCGUUUGUAAGCAAUACUGACACCUAGUGGUCAUUUAAGGUAACUGCUGAAUCAAAAAGAUAGAAGGGCGAUUGACUCACACAAACCAUUGCAAGACACGUGAAGAAACGCGUUUAUGGUCCAAUACUGCCACCUAGUGGCAUCUUUUGGUCCUGUUGGAUUAAUAAGCGUGUCCAAAAUAUACAUUUGUUGUAGUGUAGAUGCUUGUUGAGUCUCUUAUAGGACGUCGCUUGGUGCAAAUGAGUUUUGUUUGACAUUUAAGGGCAAAAUUAUGGCAAAUUGUUCAACUUUUGUGGCAUUUUAUUUUGAAGGUUUCAUUGCGUGGCGUAAAGUGGAGCCCCCUUUUAUCCAUACAGCACUUGUUUACCUUGUUUAAAAAAUGCAAAAAUGCUGCUUUUGGUUGUUAGUUUAGAUUGGAAGAGAGACAAUAGUAGAUAUGAUGGUUGCCCCCCUGAUUUUUUUUGCAUGUUUGCAUCAUGAAAGAAAUGUAAAUAUUAGUCAAUGACAACUCAGCAGAAUUUAUGCUUUGCUUUUAGCAAAACACCCCCAGACCAUCACACUACCACCACUAUAUUUGACUCUUUCAAAAUGUUAAAAUUUUGAGUAUUUUCCCAAAGGUCUUGGGGAUCAUUCAGAUGUUUUCCCAGUUUUGAUGGUUUUGAUCUUGGAACUGGUUUUUGCCCAGUGCCUUUCUUCUGGUGGUGUCAUGAACAAUGACCUUAACUGAAGCGAGUGAGGCCUGCGCUUCUUUUGAUGUUGUCAUGGGGUCUUUUGUGACCUGUUGGAUGAGUCGUGGCUGCUCUCUUGGGGUCAUGUUGGUUGGCCGACCACUCCUGGGAAGGUUCACCACCAUGUUUGUGGAUAAUAGCUCUCACUGUGGUUGGCUGGAGUCCCAAAGCAUUAGAAAUGGCUGUAGAAUCUUUCUGUGUUCAGUUGUGUUGACUUCAUAUUGACUAAUAUUUAAUAUUUCAUUUUGACAAACAUGCAAAAAAAGGGGGCAAAGCCUUGAUGAGAAAAGACUUUCUAUGGAACGUGUCAGUGGAUGAGGAGGAGACGUCCUGUGGGAUGUUGGCGAGACGGACCCCCAUCCCGGUCUCUCUGGGCCUGUCUGGCGUCACGUAUACCUCGUCUGACGGGGAGGCGACAACAUAUCAUGGUCUCGGUGUGCCCGUGUCACAGCGUCCCUCCAAACAGGGUCGAACAUACGGACGAUGUCUGAUGACGUGACAAGAAUCACCGAUAUUUCCGUCUUUUCAUCCUUCCAUUUUCGCUCCUGUCGUGUUAGCUUGGCUUGAAAGGAACUCCGGUUUGCUCUGCUGGAACCCGGCGGAACCCGGCAGAACCCAGACCCCAUGAGGGUCUCCGUCUAAGUCAGUUCUGGUGCGGUUGGCUUCAUUUGAGUUCACAUGAACGGAUCUGUGUUGAAAUCCAUGUUCAUGGAUCAUUCUGUCUGUUCUCCUGCUCUCUCUGUGGUAUGUCUGGGCUCGCCUGCCUGCCUGCCUAGCAGGUGGUGGGCAGCUGCUGGAUCACAUGACAGUAAAUCAAACACAAGGGAGCUUAAGUAUCCACCCUUUUGAUGAUAUUAUCGAUAUUUGGAUCCAGCGUGAACGCCAAAUGAAGCCAACCUAAAAUGUGCAGCAGAAGUGACCUUUUUUUCUUUUUGUGUGUGAACGCAACGCAGCUGUCCCGACCUUGUAGAUUCUGUCCCAACUUUGUGUGCACUUUGAAAGGGCUCUUUGAAUUGUUUGUGAGUUGAAAAAAAAAAAAAAAGAAGCCAAAAGGGUGUUUUCAUCCUUUUGCGGAUGCCAAAAGGAAAGCACAUGAAGCGGCACAUCGUAGUCUUCGUAGCAAAUGAAGUGAAGAUAUGCAUUCUUUUACACUAAAGAUGAAAUGAACUUACUUUUACCUCAUGUCAGGGAUUCCUGAAGAAGAAGAAGAAGAAGAAGAAAAAAUAAGAGUACAUAGUGAGCACUAAUGAUAUUUCAAUAUUAGCACAUAGCUGUUUGUCUUUGCACAAGUAUUAAGUGUAUUGUGCUUUUCUUCCUCCUUUUUCUAAACUCAUUUGUGUAUGAAGGGUCGGAGCGUUUUUUCUACUCUUUUUGUGACGUACACGCUUUGCUGGAGUUUGUCACUCACACGUCAUCUCGCAAUGUCGACAGUGACGGAAAAAGAUGUGCUCUGCUGGGACACGCUAAACAAAUGUCCAGUUUACAGCAAAACGUGACCUUUAGUGCGGCGGCACGCAGGGACAAAACGCUCAACCGCAUACAAACACACAAAAAAACACAACGGCAAAGUACGGCAAAUUCACCAAACCGACCCCACGGGUGUCCGAAUCCUAAAGGAUGACACUUGGCUGCUUGCUUUGUGACUGAAAAGCAGAUUGGUAAUAUCCGCUUCACCCGUCAAUAUUUCUUGGAAUAUGACUUUAUUCACUUUAUCAUCUUAUUUUUCUCUUUUAAAAAAAAAAACUUUCUUAGUUUUUCAUCAUCUGGACACUUUACAACAAAGACACUCUCAAAUGUAAUUUUGACUCUUUUUUUUUUUGACCAAUAUAGUUUCUUCACAUUUAUUUUUAUUUUUUUUCACAUUUAUAUUUUCUUCACAAAAAAAUGACAUCUCUUUAUAUCCAUUUCAAAUUUAUUUUCAACUUUUAACCCAGAAUAUUUUGACUUUCUCAUCUAAUUUUUCUAUGAAUUAUUUGAUUCUUGAAUAUUAUAACUUUAACAGUCCAAGAUGAGGUUAAUUUUUAUAAGAUUUUGACUUUUUUGGAAUUUUUUUCACUUAUAUUUUAACUUUUUUUUUAUACAUUUUUCAUUCCAUUUUUACUGCUGCUGUUGGAUUUCCUCUUUAAAAUUUUCUGCUAAAUUAUAUUUUAGAAAUGCGCCCCAGGCCGCAAACGGCCCCCAGGCUGCACAUUGGACACCCGUGACAUCAAUGCUGCAGAAUGGAAAAACAACUGCAAAUGAAAAACACUGAAAAUGCAAAAAAUAAAAAACUGCGUGAGAAACAGUUUAUGAUUUUUCUUUUGCGUUUGUUUGUGAUCCUGCAGCAUCGCCGUGGCAACAACAUUUCGAAUUUGCAGCAUUUUCCCCUGGCUGGUCAUUUGGAUCAUUUCCGUGUUUGUUGUGUGCUUUGCCCCCCCCCCCCCCCGUCGGCCGCCGUAGCUUUUUUGUUUCCUUGGUACGGUUCUAAACACCGACUUUUCUUCAUGUUCUGAAAGCAAGCUGCAUUCAAAGACCAGAUGUAAAAUAGGACAAAAGAGCCGUGCUAAUAAUGUUCUCUACUUGAAAGUCUUGAUAUUUUGCUUUUUAUUUUUUUUCUCUUUGAUUUCCAUCAAUCUUAGUAGCAAAUGCGUGAAUAUAACUUGAUGGUUUUGUAACAAUGCAUUCUCUCUUUUUUCUAUUUCUCAUUUAAUCUGUGUUUUUUUUUUAUUAUCAUGGAAUAAAGUUGUGCCGAGUCAUG